GUCGCGGCUGGCGGCGGAGCCAUCUGAUAUUCCCGACAUACAGAAUGGCAGACUCCGCUACAACGGCACCGGCACCAGCCGCUCCCACACCGAAGAAGGCGAAGGCCGCGGCCGCCAGCAAGAAGCCCCGCGUCAAGCCGGCUCACCCACCGACGUCGGACAUGGUGAACGCGGCCAUCAAGAGCCUGAAAGAGCGCGGCGGUUCGUCGCUGCAGGCCAUCAAAAAGUACAUCGCGGCCAACUACAAGGUUGACGCCGAGAAGCUGGCCCCUUUCAUCAGGAAGUACCUCAAGUCGGCCGUAGCGUCCGGCGCUCUCACCCAGCCGAAAGGCAAGGGCGCCACCGGCUCGUUCAAACUGUCGGUGAAAUCCUCCGGAGAAGGAGCCAAGUCCGCCGGCAGCGAGACGGUCAAGAAGGCCGCCAAGAAAGCACCGGCCAAGCCGAAAGCCGGCGACAAGAAGCCGAAGGCGGCCAAAAAGCCAGCCGCAGCCAAGAAACCGGCCGCCGCCGCCGCGACCAAGAAGGCCGCCAAGCCCAAGACUCCCAGCAAGGCAAAGAAGGUCGCCAAACCGCCGACCAAAAAGCCCAAGUCGCCCAAACCGAAGAAAGUGGCCGUGAAGAAAGCCAAAACGCCCAAGAAGACCGCCGCCAAGAAGAAGUAAACCGGCCGGCCAGUCGCUCUCCUCCCUCGACUGUGGGAAAUCCAAACGGCCUUUCUAAAGGCCACC
Messenger RNA from Homalodisca vitripennis (glassy-winged sharpshooter), 728 nucleotides. RefSeq names its product histone H1-like. Gene Ontology annotation, cellular component: nucleus; nucleosome. Gene Ontology annotation, molecular function: structural constituent of chromatin; double-stranded DNA binding; nucleosomal DNA binding. The record is from RefSeq and is a predicted model, not a curated record. Gene Ontology annotation, biological process: negative regulation of DNA recombination; chromosome condensation; nucleosome assembly. Lineage: Eukaryota; Metazoa; Arthropoda; Insecta; Hemiptera; Cicadellidae.